AUGAGAAACAUUGAUCCGAACGGAAGCGGCACCGGGGCCUGUAUGCCUGAACAUGAUCCUGUGGUGAUAUGUGGCAUGGCAAUGAGGCUUCCGGGUGGCGUCAGUAACUCGGAACAGUUCUGGGACCUCCUCAUCAACAAGCGAUGUGGAUCGAUACCUGUGCCAAAGAGCAGAUUCAACGCCAAGGGCUACUACAGCGAGCAUAAGCGUCCGGGAACAAUUCAACUGAAGCAAGCGUACUUCAUGGACCAUGUUGGUCUCGAUCGUUUUGAUGCUUCUCACUUCCCUUUCAGCCGCAAAGAAGUUGAGAAAAUGGACCCAGUCCAACGGAUGCUUCUGGAAAUAACCUGGGAGUGUCUCGAGAACGCCGGAGAAACAGAUUGGCAAGGCAAGAAUGUUGGCUGCUAUGUUGGUUCAUUCAUGGAAGAUUGGGGCACGGAAAUGGAUCGCGAUACUCAACAUUUCAGUACCUACCCGGCUGGCAAAUGGGAUAUCAUGUUGUCGAAUCGCAUUUCUUACGCCUAUGACUUCCACGGACCCAGCAUGACUGUAAGAACUGGUUGUUCAGCAACACUGGUGGCUCUCAACCUGGCCGAACAAGCUGUGAAAAGUGGCGAGUGUAGCUCAGCUAUUGUCGCUGGUUGUAACAUCUUCCUCUCAGCAGCGUCAGCAACAAAAGCUUCGUAUGGCACUCUGGGGACGGUUCUUUCGCCAGAUGGGAUUUGCAAGACUUUCGAUGCCGAUUGCAACGGUUAUGGCCGAGGCGAAGCUAUCAAUGCCGUUUACGUGAAAAGGCUCUCACAUGCACUGCGAGAUGGGAACCCCAUUAGGGCCAUCAUCCGCUCUACUGCGACCCAGCACGACGGCAAGAAGCCGGGACUACUUAAUCCCAACACAUUUGCGCAAGAGGCCCUCAUUCGACACACCUACAAUAUUGCUGGGAUCACGGACUAUUCCCAGACUUCAUUCUUUGAAUGCCAUGGAACAGGGACGCCUACCGGAGACCCCACUGAGGUUUCUGCAGUGACAAGAGUCUUUGGCGAGAAAGGUGUUUUGAUCGGCGGUGUAAAACCAAAUACUGGACACAGUGAGGGAGCUGCAGCCCUUACUAGCAUCAUCAAGGUGGUCCUGAUGCUCGAACGAGGGAUCAUCGCUCCCAACAUCAACUUCAGCACACCGAAUCCAGACAUUCCAUGGGCCGAUGGAAGAAUCAAGGUUCCCACAGAGUCUCAACCAUUCCCCUCAGAUCGCUGUAAGAGAGUCAGUGUCAAUGCCUUCGGAAUCGGAGGUACCAACGCACACGCUAUUCUGGAAGCAUACGAAGGGAACAAUGUUUCUAGGUCAGCUCUGACCUCCUCAAGAAAGAGUUCCCAUCUGUUGCUCUUCUCAGCGUCGAACCCUCAAUCUCUUCAUAUGCUUGAAGAAGCCUACAAGCAGCAUGCAUCUGAAAGACGUGCUAAUCUUAAUGACCUCGCUUACACGCUUGGUUGUCGACGAAGUUACCUCAACUACCGGUCGUUUUUGAUUGCUCAUGAUGGCAGCGAUGGACCACACUUCACGGAAUCUGAAUCUCUAGGAUCAACUACAAGCACGAAAGCAAGAAGAACCGUAUUUGUUUUCAAUGGUCAAGGAGCUCAGUGGCCGACGAUGGGAAAGACACUGAUCGAGUCGAACUCGAUUUUCCUGCAAUGCAUUCGGCGGCUGGACGUAGCACUUAGCCGCUUGCCUCGGCCACCAUCGUGGAAGAUUGAACAUGAGCUCUCCAAGGCUGAAGGUGAAAGCCACUUGAUGGAGUCCGAGUUUUCUUUGCCCUGCAGUACUGCCGUUCAAAUUGGAAUCACGGAGAUACUACGCAGCUGGUCUAUUCGGCCUGAUGCAGUCUGUGGUCACUCGAGCGGUGAGAUUGCAGGUGCAUUUGCGGCUGGUGCUCUGACUGCAGACGAAGCGAUUGUGGUCGCGUACUUUCGAGGCUACAUCCCUAAGUCCAUGGGCACAGCGCGGCAGGGAACCAUGGCAGCCAUUGGUCUUGGCUCACAGGAUGUCUCCAAGUACUUGGAAUCAGGGGCUUUUGUUGCCUGCGAGAACAGCCAAAAUAGCACAACAAUCUCAGGCGAUAUUGCCGCCAUUGAUAUUGCCGUGGCUAAGGCCAAAGCAGAUGGCGUCUUUGCUAGACAACUCACGGUUGAUCGUGCCUACCACUCUCCACACAUGGAGGUCUAUGGCAAGGCGUAUGAAGAGGCUAUACGCCCAUUCAUCAAGUCCAAGGCGCCAGAAGUUCCCUUUUUCUCAAGUGUCACAGAAGAACGUGUGACGGAUGCAGGAGCAUUGGAUGCUGCCUACUGGCACCAAAGUCUCGUCCAACCUGUUCGCUUCAAUGGGUCUUUAAGGCGUCUGCUACGAACAUACGGCCAAGCCACGAACCCGGUGCUCAUUGAGGUUGGCGCUCGCCCAGCUCUGAAAGGCCCCAUCAAGCAGAUCCUCGACGAUUUUCCAAACAUCAACGCUUCUUAUGUACCAACAUUGGAACAUCACAGUGACGGAAACGAGAACAUGCAAAGGGCGGCUGGCAGGCUGUUCUGCGAGAAUGUGUCCUUCGAUCACCGGGCGGUCACGCCCCCAGGCAAGCCUCUCACAGACGCGCCCACGUAUACAUGGGCCCAUGAUGAGUCUUUCCAAGAGGAGCAUCGCAUUUUCAAGGCCUACAGAGACUGUCAAUUCCCUAUGCACGAUCUGCUAGGUCGACAGAACUUCGAGACCAGCGCCUUGGAACCAACGUGGCGCAAGGUAUUGCAAGUCGAGGAUCUUCCCUGGCUAGGAGACCACAUGAUCAACGGUCAGAUUAUCUUCCCCUUCGCAGCAUAUUUAUCCAUCGCGGAGGAAGCUCUGCGUCAAGUCACUGGCGGCGUUUUGGAAGCAUUCUCGGCAAAAGACUUUUCAGUCACUUCAGCCUUACACCUGGAGCCUGGAAACCCGGCAGAGAUUCACACUAGACUCCGACGUAUCGAUGAGUCUUCUUUCCACGUUCAGAUCACUUCUUGGAAGAACGAUGUCUGGACUGAGCACUGCAGUGCCGAAGUCAGUGCCGGACCAUUCCCUCUCCGUCCUAGGCAGGGUAUUAAGAAGAAGGAGUUCCCACGUCUUCUUUCUCCUCAAUACUGGUACACUACUGUUCAGGACCGCGGCUUCACGUACGGUCCUACCUUCAGGGGCCUUGACAACAUCAGUGUGAGCCCGUAUUCCAGAGAGGCAACUGCCUGUGUGCAUCCCAUGGACGACCCAUCGGACUAUCUCAUCCACCCCACUGCACUCGAUCAAUGCUUCCAGACGCUUGUCACAGCUGGCUGUCAUGGUCAGCAUCGGAAGGCCAAAUAUGUUUCAAUGCCCAGUUCAGUGAAGGAGAUCUUCAUCUCAAGAGCUACGGGAAACUUUUGGGCGACAGCAACAUCAAACUCUUCGCCACUUGGUGAGCUCUCUGGAUCAUUGCUCGCAUACACGGAUGAUGGCAAAGAAGUCAUGAGCAUGAGUGGCGUCCAAGGAAGUCAGAUUGCUACACAAGCCGGUACCGAUGAGCUGCCUCUUCUCAGCCACGCUCGUUGGAAUGCACAUGCGAACUUCUACCCCUUUCAUGAGCUACACGGCCAAGAUUCUCUUGCAACUACGAUUGACAUUCUCAAGCUUACUAAUCCCCAGCUGCGGGUGUUAGAAGUAGGCACUGGGUCAGACACGACAACGAGGGUUCUCCUUGAGCACUUGCGGCCGGAGAAAGGAAGGCAGUACUUCUCCAAGUACACGUACGCAACACUGAGCUCUACCGCAUUGAGAGAAGCCGAGGAGGCAUUUUCAGACAUAGAUGGCCUUGAAGUCGGAUGUCUGAACCCUUUCAGUGAUGAUAAGCCUUUGGAUCUCGAGUCUGGUUCCUACGAUAUUGUUAUAAGCAACUCUCCCUUCGAUUUGCUCGAAGAUGCGAAGACUUUUCUCAAUCGCUUCAAGGAUCUUCUACGUCCUUCGGGACUCUUAGUCCUUCUGGAUAUCCCAAGACACGAAGGCAAAGUAUCCGAGAGUCUUUUACUGGCGUGUAAAGAGGGUGGCUUCGACGUGACCAACGUGGAAGACAGACCCCUUGCCGCUGCUACGCUGAUUCUGAGGUUGCCUGUGCCUGUUUUCUCUGACAACAUUUGCAUCGUUUCGCCUGAACAGCCGCAUCAGCUCGUCGAUCAUUUCAGAUCCGCUCUUAAGUCAUCGUCAAUUCCAACCCGAACAUGUUUUAGCACCAAGGACAUCCAGGCCGAUGACGCUCUGGUUUUCUUCUGGGACAUUGUCAAACCAUACCUCUACAACAUCACCGAAGAGCAAUUCGCCCCGCUCAUCGAGCUUCUGUCCGGACACAAGAAGCCAAUCAUCUGGGUCACGCCCCACUCCCAGACCUCUUGCACAAGCCCCGACUCAGCCAUGAUACAUGGACUAGCUCGUACACUACGUUCAGAACUCAAGACUGAUAUCACCGUGGUUGAGUUGGACACAUUGGUAGACAAUCCCGGAAACCUUGCUCAAUGUCUGCUACAAAUCGUGAAGAGCUUGCCUUUGCGGCGCCUCAAUGAUGUCUUGAGCCCGGACUUUGAGUUUUUCAUCAAUAACGGUGCUGUUCAAGUACCUAGAUUUGAUUGGACCACGGCUCAGGCGGAGUUAUCCCGAUGCUCGUCACGCAGAGCUGCACAGUUCUUAUCUAGGCUGUUGCCGAAGAAACCACGUCAAAUCGACUCGUUGAACUGGAUCAACUUCCCCUUGCAAGAUCUUGAAUCUGGCAGUGUCAGAGUUGAGGUCAAGGCAUCUGCUAUUUGGAAAGAUGAUGCCGAUACAGUGAAGCGUAUCGUCGAUACCAGCAAGCUUUGCCUUGGGCAUGAGGGAGCCGGAGUGAUCACCGAAGUUGGUCGCGACGUCCAAGGCUUUCAGGUUGGAGACAGGGUUAUGUUCCUUUCUAGCGGGGCCCUCACAAGUCACCUUGACAUCUCGCCCACACGCUGUCUCCGACUGGAAGAGGAGACUUCCUUCGAAAUUGCUUCCUCCUUGCCUUUUUCGUAUGCAGCAGCCUUCUUGGCGGUUGUCGAGUUCGGAAGAAUUCAAAAAGACGCUGUCGUCUUGUUGCACUUUGUUCAAUCUCACCUGAGUCUCGCACUGGUGCAGAUCCUGAAAAGUAUCGGCGCAAAGAUUCAUGCCAUCGUUGAUUCAGAAACAGACCAAUUGAUCUUGAAGAAUGAUUACCAGGUGCCUCAGAGUUGCAUCUUCACCAGCGGUGGCGAGCCAAUCAUGAACGGGUCAAAGGUGGACUAUGUGCUGGGGCUGCCAGGCCAUCAAUCAGAGGACUUGUUGAAGUGCCUCUCAUCAACGGGAACCUUCCUCGAUAUCUCUGAUUCUCCCGCAACGAGAGGCCUACCCGAGACUUUGCGUUCUAGCCAAGCCUAUCGUGUCGUCAACACUGCACUUCUUAGUGUUGAAGAACCCGAAUUGAUUGGAAGGGCAUUCCAGGAGUGCAAAUCCUACUUCUCCGAAAAGCCAAGGCUGAGCUGGACGACGCUCGUCUCAAUCUUUGAUGCAGACCACAGUCGUGAAGCAUUCCAAGCUGCUUCUCGAGAGGGGUCCAGAGAAUCCAAGGUCAUCCUUCAGACGCCCGACCAGGACCAGCGCAAAAGGCUUGAGAUGUCAUCCUCUGCAACGGUACUCAGCUUCCGCUCAGAUGCUGCUUAUUUAAUGGUCGGUGGUUUGGGAGGCUUGGGCCGUGCUGUGUCGACUUGGAUGGUCGAGAAUGGCGCCAAGGAAUUGGUUUUCCUUUCACGCUCUUCAGGAGGGACGUCUGAGACGUCCAACUUUCUCGAGGAAUUGCGAAGCCAGGGUUGUCUCGUAAAGGCUGUUGCUGGUAGCGUGACAAACCUGGACGACGUGUCACGCGCGAUCAAAUCAGCUACCAGGCCUAUCGCCGGAGUCAUUCAAAUGUCAAUGGUGUUGAGGGACAACGCAACUACACGUAUGACAUUUACAGAAUGGAGAGAGUGUGUCAGCCCUAAAGUCGACGGCACGCUGAACCUCCAUAAUGCACUGCUGCAUCAGCAGCUAGACUUCUUCCUGCUCUUUUCGUCCAUGAGUGGAAUUACCGGACAGAUUGGUCAAGCCAACUACAACGCCGCCAAUGCGUAUCUCGAUGCUUUCGUCAAAUUUCGCCACGGCCUUGGACUUCCAGCUUCAGUCAUCGACAUCGGUGUGAUGGGCGGCAUUGGAGUCGUUGCCCAGACAGAUAACAUGGAGCUCAGGGCAAAGGCAGCUGGCUACCAUGUUCUCGGCGAGCAAGACCUGUUGGACUGCAUGACAGCAAGCAUUCUCCACUCUCAGCCCAACCCGGAUGCGACCUCCGACAUGAGUCAAAUGGUCCUGGGGUUGUGGUCCCAGAAGCCGCUAGCUGAUCCUUCGACCCACGUUCUGUGGAAGAGAGAUGCUCGCAUGGGUCUUGCAUACAGUUUCAACAGCCAACGUGGCAGCAGCGCACAGGAACAAGCUGGCGAGGAUAAGGUGGACGCCAUUGUAUUUCUCGCCAAGACCAACCCGGAGAAGCUGCAAGAUGAGGCGACCAUCGAGCUCAUCGUCAAGCAUAUUGGAAAUGCAAUGUCAGAAUUGCUUGCUCAACCAGACGCGGAAAUUCUGCCCACCGCGUUGCUAGACGACAUCGGCUUGGAUUCCUUGAACGCUAUCGAGCUCACCGGGUGGAUUUCGCAGUACUUCUUCGUCGACUUGCCAUUAUUCGAUUUGAUUCACACGCCGACCUUAUGGGAUCUUGCAGUCAAGGUAGCUGAGUUGAUGUAUGAACAGUUCGGGCAACCAAGCAACUGA
Molecule: messenger RNA, 6876 nt
Organism: Colletotrichum siamense
Lineage: Eukaryota; Fungi; Ascomycota; Sordariomycetes; Glomerellales; Glomerellaceae
Product: Fumagillin dodecapentaenoate synthase
Exons: 14
Coding region: 1-6876 (2291 amino acids)
Biological process (GO): secondary metabolite biosynthetic process; fatty acid biosynthetic process
Molecular function (GO): oxidoreductase activity; fatty acid synthase activity; phosphopantetheine binding
Source: RefSeq, a predicted model, not a curated record